Lytechinus pictus (painted urchin) is the source of this 4095-nucleotide messenger RNA. RefSeq lists its product as uncharacterized. The record is from RefSeq and is a predicted model, not a curated record. NCBI's taxonomy places the organism in Eukaryota, Metazoa, Echinodermata, Echinoidea, Temnopleuroida, Toxopneustidae. The coding region runs from base 148 to 2463 and encodes 771 amino acids. The transcript has 10 exons. Gene Ontology annotation, molecular function: protein binding.
GCUCCCCCCUUCGGGAUUCGUGUAACAGACGAGAGAUUGAAUCAUCCUUACUUUCAUAACACGACUAUAACCGUAACGGCUGGACAUAAAGUUAACAUCAUAUGUGAAGCAUACUGGGCGAGGCCUCCUGCAGUAUUGCAAUGGCAUAUGCCCGACGAUAUAGUAACAUUAUCCCGUGAUCAGUCUAAUGCCAUACGAGAAAACCAUUAUAUCUCUCAGAAAACUGUAACAAUCAAACCCUCUAGGAAUGACCGAGGAAGGAUAUUGGAGUGCAUUGCAUCACAUCCACUACUUCAAAACAAUCUUCAACUAUCAGUACAUUUGAAUGUUCACGUUCUACCAUCUAGUAUGCUGCUCUUUGUUCCUAACGCUGAAGGCCAUCAGGAACAUGGAACUCGGUCAAGAAGUCUAUACAUUAACGAAAAUGCAACAACUUCAAUCACAUGUAAGGCACUUGGAUCAUUCCCAGCGACUAAAUUACAAUGGUAUUUUCCCGAUGGCAACAUUACCAUUAUUAACAACACAGAGACUCGUAGUGUCGUUUCCGAUGAUAAUUUGUUUGACACAGAGAGUACUAUCACAAUACUAACAGGGAAGAAUGACCAUGGACAGUACAUUCAAUGCAACGCAUAUAUGGAUGUCAACAUUGUUGAUCAAGCGGUAUCCAGGUUGAUGGUGCUAGUUUGGCCUAAAAAUGUGUUACUCUUUCCAACUGGAAGUAACCAGUCCCAGUCAACGGCCAUAUACGUUCAAGAAGAUUUACCGACAUCAAUCACGUGUAAAAGUGUCGGAUCCUUCCCAGCAGUUGAUCUGUCUUUUCCUCACGGCUCUGACAUUAUUCCCAUCACAAAUUCUUCAAAGACUUCAAGCCUUUCCCAUGAGAAGUUGUUCGACACAGAGACUACCAUCAAAAUACGUCCGACGAAAACUGACCACGGAAAAAACGUUCAGUGUAACGCUUUCAUGGACAACGAAGUUGUUGGCCUAAAUAUUUCUAAAUUAAGGGUUUACGGCCUACCAGAUGACGUCAAUAUUACCAUUCCAGUGGAUCUGCAAGAUGGUAUUGAAACACUUGUAACAUGCAGAACCUCUAAUGGAUACCCAGCUCCUCUCAUUCAUUGGUAUAUUGGAUCAAGAAACUUGACAGAUAGUUCAUCGCUAAAGUCAUCUUUGAAUAGAGCUAAUCGAUAUGAUUCUGUAAGCACUCUGAUCUUCGUACCAAAGAGGUUUGAUGAUGGAAAACGUCUUCUCUGCCAGGCAGUUCAACCUGAAACAUUCCUGGGUCGCUUAGUGAAUGAGAGCAUGGUACUAAACGUAUCAUCCAUCCCUGAUCCACCUUCUUGGCUCAUCGUCGAGCAAACCCAGACGACAUCUUCAACUCUCUUCGUUGCCUGGCAACCAGGGUUCGAUGGUGGGUUUCAACAGACGUUCAAUCUGGAAUACUGUCCAAACGACACACUGGCGAAGGAGGAAGAGUGUGGUGUUAUUACCAACCUGACACAACCAUUAUUCAGACUGGAUGACCUGAAUCCAUUCACCUGGUACCGGUUGACGAUGUGGUCAGAAAACAGUGCGGGAAAUAGUAGUAUGGAGACAACAGUGGUUUCCACAGCUCCUUUACAACCAGAGAACUAUGGUGUAACAGUCACUCGAGUAAAAGAGUGGCGAGUCCUUCAAUUGUCAAAGGCAAAUCAGUCGUUGGAUGAAAUCUGCUUCAUUCUCCUGAAGACGUUCCAAACAUCAGACUGUCCCCUUGUGAAUGAGACAAAGUGCAAUGACCCCGGUACAGAGAUCAGAAUUGACCCGGAUGAUGACGUAGUUGUGGUGACUUAUGGAAGAGGGUUGUGUAGUGAACCAGCCGAUAUACAAGAUCAACCGGGUCAGAAAGUUCAACCAAGAAAGCAAAGCACUCCUUACAUGAUAAUAGCUCAUGGUGUAAUUGCCUCACUUGGUUUCGUCAUAGUAAUCUCACUUGGUUUGGUGUACUUUUACGGAUUGAUAUGCUGUACCAAACAAAAGAAAGCUAUCGGAAAAGAAACUCAACAUUCAUACAAUAAGGAAGGGGAGGGAAUCUAUUCCAAACUUACGAGGAACCAGCCAUCGCACUCUUCAUGGCCAGGUGCAAGCGACUGCAUGGACCUUAAGCCUACCAAUCCAGCAUCCAUCGCCGAAACGACCGGUCAAGACACAGGAGACCAUGACUGUGGUACUCCCAAGGGUUCUGAUGCUACAUAUUCGAAUACAGAGAUUGAAAAGGGAUCAGUCCUCCAGGACGAACCUGACAAUGAUUACCUAAUCCCUAUUUCUUCUCCAAAAGGGUCUGAAUGUCACUACGCGAAUGACAAUGGGAUGGUGUCUGGAAGCGAGUCUGAUGACCAUCAAUAUAUCAACCAUGCCCCCUCCGAAGGAGAAGAUGGGGAUGAGAUUGUCGCUCACAUCUAUAUGGAUAUGAAACCUGUCUAGAUGUCGUCAACUUCUCUUGAUGUGUCUUCCAUGGAAGAUGACAUACCGGAUAAAGCUGAGGUUGUGUAUGCCAACACAUGAAAAACGAUAAGAAUUUGCGAUUUUAUGAAGUUGAGAAUGUUUUGUUCUUUCGUACGAAUUAAGAAAGUGCUACUCACCUAAGAUUUCCUUUGGGUGGAAGUAGAAACUAAAGGUAAAAACAUAUAGGUAGAAGUGGGCUAUAAAUAUGUGAUUUUUUUUUUUUACUAAGCCAUAGUUUUUUGUGCUCCUUUUACCCUAUCUCAACAUGAAAUGACAAUAUUUUGGUCUCUGGUCCGAAAAAAGUGUGCCAAUUCAAAAUCCAAAAUGGCCGCCAAACCCCCCAAAAUCACAUUUUUAGCCACAACUUUUUUUUUUUCGGUGGUCCUUUUUCUCUGUUUUUGGUGUCUACUCAUGUAUUUUUUUUUUAUGGGGGGGGGGGGGGCGAGUAAUUUGUUUUUCCAAAAAUUAGUGAUUUUAAAAAUCAUUAGUUGUAGAGUUGUACAGCGAUUUUACUUAAAUAUGCCAUUUUUAAUGCUCCAUUUUAACCCCACACAGUGGUUUAAUCGAUUUGUGGUUCUUAGAUAUUAGAGGACAGUAGCAUGCAUCUCAUAUAGCUGUAUCAUUUUAUUCCUCUAAAUUUGGGUUUACACUGUUUAAUGUAAAGUCCCAAUGGAUAAUUGACCUUUUUUUAAUUUAAUUAGAUAUAUUUCGCAAAUAGUAAAACCAAAAGUAGAGGAAUAACAAACAUUAAAGCUAUAUGAAUUUGCUUGCUAUUUUUCAACUCGUGUCCUCUAAUAUCCAAGAACCCAAGCACGAUGAAAACUACUUCAUGGGUGAAAAAAUACACUAAAAAUUGGUUUAUUUAGUUAAUAUUACCUUUCAACUCUACAAAUAAUUGUUUAUAAGUACUAAUUAUAAAAAAAAUAUAAUUGCCUGCCCCCAAAAAAACAUUUGAAUAGACACCAAAGCCAAAGAAAUAGAACACCCAAUAAAAAAAUUUGUGGCCAAAGCUUUGAAUUUUUUUUUUUUGGGGGGGGGGGGGUGGCGGCCAUUUUCUCGGACCCGAGACAAAAAAAUAUCGUGUGGAGAUACGUUACAAGGGAUUAUGAAUAAACUGUUGCCAUAUUGAAAUGACGAAAAAAAAAGUAGUUUUGACCCAUGUAUAGCUCACUCCUAAUAUAAGGAAAAAUUACAUAAAUGAAAGGCAAACCAACAUACUUGCCAAUAAAACUAAUAAAUUUGAUUUUUAAAAAAUGCAAAAUUUUGAAAGAUUAUUGAUCUUUAGAAGGCUUGUUUAUUUUUUUUCCAAAUUAGUCUCAUUUGGUAUACUACAUUUAUUGUUUAUCCUGUUUAUAAUCUCAGUUUUUAAUAUGUACUACAAGAUUAUUAUAAUCACUCCGUAUGAUUUCAGUUUAAGCUUUUGUGUUUAAUGUUAAUGGAUUAUUAAUUAUGUUAUUUGCGUUGAUAUGUUGUAACUACAUUGUAUGAAUCUCUUUAUGAAAUUAAUCUUAUUGGCAAUUUAAUAACCAUACGGGGGUCAGUAAAAAUGUCUUUUUAAGAAAUGAAAAAAAAAAUGAUUUCUAUUAAUCAGACUAGAUGCCCCACUUAUCC